GCAAGUGGAGCAGAUGUCGCGCUGUUUUUCACUGCCGGCCUUGCCUUCUCCAGCUCUUUGAGCAUCUGGGCCUGGUCCUUGACUCAAACCAGCGUGGCAAAUUCCACUCUGCUCCACAACAUGAUGCCGAUCUUUACCACCCUUGGCGCCUGGUUGUUCUUCCGGCAAACCUGCAGCCGAAAGUUUUUGCUGGGGAUGGCGGUUGCCAUGGCAGGCGCGACAGUCAUCGGCAUGGAGGACUUCCAGGUGAACCGUGGCCACCUUGGUGAUGUGGCCGCGCUGCUGGCAGCGCUCCUUUCAUCUGUGAACAUCCUCGUCGUAAAGCAGCUCCGCCAUCAUUUCGAGGCGCCCACGAUCAUGAUGUGCACCUGCGGAAUUGGCAGCACCUUCUUGUUCAUCCUCCUACAGGUUCUCGAAGAGCAGGUCUUUCCCAGAACUUCAGUAGCCUGGUGCGCUGUCCUUUGCUUGGCGCUUUUUCGGCAAGCGCUGGGCCAAGGCCUUCUGGCCUACAGCCUCAAGCAGUUUUCUGCCAGCCUGGUAGCAGUCUCUAUGCUAACUGUCCCUGUCAUUGCUGCGAUUCUCGCUCGAUUUCUCUUUGCCGAGCAGCUGACGCUACUGAACUGGGCGGCAUUUGGCGUCGUGCUGCUGGGUAUCUACCUCGCAGUCUCAGAUUCCUGA
Molecule: messenger RNA, 678 nt
Organism: Symbiodinium necroappetens
Lineage: Eukaryota; Dinophyceae; Suessiales; Symbiodiniaceae
Source: the annotation of a GenBank genome assembly